AUAUAAUUCUUCAAAAUGUCAGCUUACGGAAAGAAGAAGCGUGCCGACGAUAACUCACAAAAUGAAGUAAAUGAAGAGCAUUUCGAUGAAGAUAUGUCAAGUGAUGAUGAUGAUGGCGGCAAUUCUAGUGACGACCAAUUUGUAGGAACUGAAAUAAAUGUCGACUUUGAGGGAAGAAAUAUAGAAGACUCAGACUUCUCUGGAAUUAGAAAGUUACUACAACAGCUGUUCCUGAAAUCUUCGAUAAAUUUGACAGAGUUAUCUGACCUGAUAAUUUCUCAAAACUAUGUUGGUAGUGUUUUAAAACAAGUAACAGACGAUGGAGAUGAUGAUGAAGAAGAAGAUGAGUUAAUGGAUACCACUCAAAGUGAUAAUGAUGUUUAUGGUGUUCUUUCUGUUGUUAAUUUGAAAGCUAAAGAGAGUUUACAAUGUAUAAAGCAAUUAAGAGGAAUACUAGAGCUGGAAAAGCACGACUUCACAAAAUCAAUUAUUGAUGAGGAAAUCGCUUUUAUUAUAAAUGAAAGAUUUGUGAAUAUUCCGGUAGCCAUUGCCCCGCCACUCUUCGCAUCACUAAAAAAGGAAAUAGAAAAAGGAGCUAAGAAAAAAAUGAGAUAUAACUUCAGUUAUUAUUGUCUAAUUUCUAAAGUGCUUAAAAACAAGAAAGCUCCGUUCGACGAGUUCUUUCUAAACGAUGAAGAAGAAGUUUUUUCUAAAAAUGCAUCAUUUUCCUUUACAUGGAGUGUUGAAGGACAAUCAGACUCAGCCGCUGGAGGCCAAUGGACAGAUGAAGAUGACGAGUAUGAACCAUUACGACGAGCUAUUUUCUUAGAUAGAAAGAGUUUUGAUACUGUUCUUGAUGAAAUAAAUAAACAAUUCUCUAUGGUUUUUGACUCGGAAUUUCGACUGGGAAACAAUUCUGCGGCUAUGUCGGGAUCCAAUAGCGAUAUAAAUCUCUUAAAUGAGGCUCUAGCUGAUCCCAUGUUGCAAAAAAAGAAACGCUCUUCGUUUCUAAUACAUCUUUACUCCGUUUUGCAAAAGUCAAAUGAAUUAUUAAAGGAGGAAAGAGCUUUUGAAUGGGAUGACGAUAGCGAUGGAUUCUUUAUAUAUGAGCGUCAGUUUACAGAAUUGGUAAAACAGGGAAAUUUUACAAGAUUAGUCCCUUCUGGGAAUUUAACUAAUUUGAAGAGACGCUUAAAUUCCUUUGGAUUUCACGUUGUUUAUAAGUCUGUUACUGAUAGGUCCUCAUGCAGAAAGGAGGGACGAGUACGCUAUGUAAAUUCAAGAUUUACUCGUAAUAAUGUCACCGAAGCUCUGGAAUUUUGUAAAGAAAUUGCUAAAGGGCAAACUAAACGAAAAGCAACGAGAAGUCGUUCUCCAAUUUUGCAACCCGUUAAAUCUGCUAAAAAAGAAAAGGAACCUACAGCUAAGCCUGUAGAAAUAGAAAACUUUACCGAAGAGAGUAACAAUUCAUUAUAUCAAGCUUCUUUUAUGCAAAUUUAUAAUACCUAUUUGUCGUUAAUGUUGGCAAAUCCUGAUCUUGUUGAUGUACUAGCGUCUCAUUUUCUAGGUGAUUCAUACAAAGAAAAAUUGAUGCCUAAAUCUCCUGAGGUGGUGAAUACUUUUACUGAACAAAAUCUAUAUCAAGAGUAUGAAGAUAUUCUUAAAUCAAUGAAGACAAUCUUUCCAGACCUGUCAAUAUCUCAAGAAAUUUUGGAGAAGGGAUUAGAAUCGGAAAUGGGUGGAACGGAGCCAGUAAAAACCGACUCUAGUCAUCAAAGUGUUUUCCCAAAUAUGACCCCUCCACUUUAA
This is a messenger RNA of Dimorphilus gyrociliatus, 1809 nucleotides long. The record is from the annotation of a GenBank genome assembly. Lineage: Eukaryota; Metazoa; Annelida; Polychaeta; Dinophilidae.